CCAUUACGGUGAAUAUCGCUUCCGUAUUGUAGCUCAAACCUUAUAAAGAAUUCCCGACUGGAUGGUGCGUUCCAAACUGAUUUUGACUUGUAAUAUAAGCGAAGAUGGGAAACUGUCUUAGAAGUGUCACAUCCGAUGAUAUUUCAUUAUUGAAUGGUGGCGAUCGGUCUCCGGGGGCAGAAAGUUUGGGACCACCACCGCCGUAUCAGGAAGAAGCACCAGUUUAUUAUCCUAGUCCAAAUCAACGACGACCAGCAAAUCAAUUAACAGAGGAAGAACAAGUGAGGAUAGCACAAAGAAUUGGACUCAUACAGCAUUUACCAACUAGUAUCUAUGAUGGAAGCAAGAAAAACAGAGAAUGCGUGAUAUGCAUGUCAGAAUUUGUGUACGGAGACCCCAUACGUAUUCUUCCCUGUAUGCACAUAUAUCAUUUGGACUGUAUUGAUGACUGGCUUAUGAGAUCAUUUACAUGUCCAUCAUGUAUGGAACCCGUUGAUGCCGCCUUACUCACAUCCUAUGAUUCUACCAAUACAACAUAACUGCCAGAUGUAUCCACAAAGACAUUAAUAUAUGUACGCUAUUGGCUGGGCCAACCAUGUACUCAUAGCAAUCUUUACAUAAACUCUACAUAUUAUAAGUGAGACAAGUGAAAACAAGUAUUGGUGUUGAUGGAUUUACAAGAUUAUCAAUGCACAUGCAGUUUUUUCAGUUGCCGUCUUUUUUUUUUUACAGUGUCGACAGUGUGUUUGCAAGCAGUGGCUGCAUUUGAAAUCCAUUGUUUUUUUUCUCACUUGUCUAUUUUUAAACAAUUAUUACAAAGAGUCCGGUACUAGGAAGCUAGUGUUUAAAAUUUUGAAGAAAAUGUUGUAUUUAUUUCCAUGCAUGUAGUUUACUUUUUCUAGUGGGUGCAUAACUCUACAAUCCCCUGUGAACAGAAUGGAUUAUUCCCUUUCUAUGGAUGGAUUAUACUAUGUCAACUAAAUAGGGGGAGAAGUGUCUAAAUAUGAAUUUCAAGUUUAUGGUGCUUGAUCGAUUUUUCACUUCAACAUAAGAACAUUGCUUCAUACUGGUUCAUUAUGUGUUGUAUUCAGAGGCUACUGACAACUCACAAGUAUUCAUCCAACUGCUGAUAAUGUACAACUUUUUACUACAAUAGUCAAAAUGAAUUCUAGCUUCAGUUUAGUACCUUAUUUUAGAAAUUUACAAAAAAACUAUAAAUAUAUAUUUAUUUUAAUUCUA
Molecule: messenger RNA, 1239 nt
Organism: Saccoglossus kowalevskii
Lineage: Eukaryota; Metazoa; Hemichordata; Enteropneusta; Harrimaniidae
Product: RING finger protein 11-like
Biological process (GO): ubiquitin-dependent protein catabolic process
Cellular component (GO): ubiquitin ligase complex
Molecular function (GO): ubiquitin protein ligase activity
Source: RefSeq, a predicted model, not a curated record